UAAGCUACAUGGUGGCGUAGAUAAGGAGAGAGAGAGAUCAAUCAGCAACCGAAGAAAAAAUCGAAACCCUAACUCGACCUUAACGCCGCCAUGACUAAGAAGAGGAAGCUCGAAGCGCAACUCAGCGAGGCUUCUGAACCGUCGCAGAAGCAGAUCGCAAUUAACAAUCAGGUUAAACAAGAAGUUGAAUACGAGGAAGUAGAUGAAGAGCACGAAGAGGAAGUCGAAGAUGACGACGAUAAUGAUGAUGAGGAGGAAAAUGAGAAUCGAAUGGUGGUGGCGGCGACGUCUGGAUCUGGGAAUCAAGGCGGCGAUGACGACGACGACGAGCCGAUUCAAGAUCUGUUGGAGCCGUUUUCGAAGGAACAGCUGCUGAAUCUUCUCAAAGAAGCUGCGGAGAAGCAUCACGAUGUGGCCAAUGGAAUCCGCGAAGUGGCUGACGAGGAUCCCGUUCAUCGGAAGAUCUUCGUGCACGGACUUGGAUGGGACACCAAAACCGAGACGCUGAUCGAAGCUUUCAAGGAGUACGGAGAGAUCGAAGAUUGCAAGGCCGUCUUUGAUAAGGUCUCGGGGAAAUCCAAAGGAUACGGAUUUAUUCUGUUUAAGUCUAGAUCAGGUGCUCGCAACGCGCUUAAGCAGCCUCAGAAGAAGAUUGGGAGUCGUAUGACAGCGUGUCAGUUAGCUUCUAAAGGACCAGUCUUUGGAGGAAACAACCCUGUAGCUGCUGCAGGUGCCUCUAUUGCUCCAGCUCAGCAUUCGAACUCUGAGCACACGCAGAAGAAGAUCUAUGUUAGUAACGUUGGUGCAGAGCUGGAUCCUCAGAAGCUACUAGCGUUUUUCUCGAAGUUUGGGGAGAUUGAGGAAGGUCCUUUGGGUCUUGAUAAGUAUACUGGGAGACCUAAAGGCUUCUGUCUCUUUGUGUAUAAGUCAGCUGAAAGCGCCAAGAAGGCUUUAGAGGAGCCACACAAGAGCUUUGAGGGCCACAUCUUGCAUUGCCAGAAGGCUAUCGAUGGUCCUAAACCUGGCAAACCGCAACAGUUUAACAGCAAUCCUCGUUUCCAGAGGAAUGAUAACAGUGGUGGUUACGGUACUCCUGCUGGUCAUGGACAUCUCAUGGCUGGUAACCAAGCCGGGAUGGGUGCUCCAGUUCAAGCGAUGAACCCAGCCAUUGGGCAGGCCUUGACAGCAUUGUUAGCAUCGCAGGGAGGUUUGGCGUUUAACCCAGCUAUUGGUCAGGCUUUGUUGGGUUCUCUGGGGGCAGCUGGAGGUGUUAACCCAGGGGCUGGAGUUGGAAUGCCAACUGGUUAUGGAACUCAACCUAUGACACCUGGGAGUAUUCCUGGGUACGGUGGACAGCCUGGGCUGCAGGGUGGCUAUCAGACCCCUCCACCUGGGCAGGGUGGUACAGGAAGAGGGCAACAUGGUGUCGGGCAUUACACUCCUUACAUGGGCCAGUAGAUGUAUCAUGUAGCAACUCAGGGAUGACACAGUACAGUCACCUGGUUCGGAGGGAAGACAUAUCCCUCUCUCCUGUCCAGUUUGGAAGCUGAAGCUGCUGCUGUACGGGCAAUGACUGUCUUAGAUAGUCUUGUUUUUGGAAAGAUGUGGCUCGGAGAGUGAUUCCAAGGUCUUGUGAUGCAGGCUGUACAAGAUCCCAUCAAGCCAAGACUACAAAAGCCUCACAAGAUACAUUCUAGAGCUUUGGCGAAAUUUGAAGCCUCCUUCCCUAUUCGCAUUGCAUUAUUAGGUUGUUGUAUCCCAUCUUGGUUGAGUCAAAUGAUUGAAAGGAAAAGAAACUAUGUUUGUUCUCAGCUUCAACAUAGCUGCGGAAUUGUAUGCAACUUCAAAAGCUGUAUUAAAAGGCAGUUCCACGACA
Messenger RNA from Brassica napus (rape), 1876 nucleotides. RefSeq names its product UBP1-associated protein 2A-like. NCBI's taxonomy places the organism in Eukaryota, Viridiplantae, Streptophyta, Magnoliopsida, Brassicales, Brassicaceae. The record is from RefSeq and is a predicted model, not a curated record. Bases 91 to 1458 code for a protein of 455 amino acids. The transcript is spliced from 2 exons. Gene Ontology annotation, molecular function: RNA binding.